Molecule: messenger RNA, 501 nt
Organism: Gaeumannomyces tritici R3-111a-1
Lineage: Eukaryota; Fungi; Ascomycota; Sordariomycetes; Magnaporthales; Magnaporthaceae
Exons: 2
Coding region: 1-501 (166 amino acids)
Source: RefSeq, a predicted model, not a curated record
AUGGUCAUGCCGUUCCAGCCGACCUCUUCGCACCACAAACAGACGACAGGCACAAGGAUAAAGAAGAUGUACCUAUCCAACGACAACCAUCCUGCCAGUUUUACGGCAGGGAUCGUUUGCUUGCCACCGCCGCCGCCGCCUCUUGACUCGGCCACCGCGCCGUCGAUGAGCCAACCCUCGGGCGUCGCCCUCUUAACCCCGAACCGCUGCCUCAGCACAACCCACCCUCGCCACGAUCAACAACGUCCUAAACGCGCGCGCGUCCGCCUCCUUUCCAUCCUCCCCAUCCCCGCUGCCAAACCUAACCUCGAGCGCGGCCCUUACGGCCCCGGUCCACGAACCCUAGCCCUCGACAGCUUCCUCCGUGAGGAUCCCUCUCGCGCGUUCCGGGCGCCGGCACGGGCGACGCAGCUCGACAAGUCGUCGGGCUCCACGACUACCACACCCGAGGACCCGAAUCCCAACCCCGUGCGCGACGGCCCGGCACCCCCAGGUGCAUAA